Molecule: messenger RNA, 2694 nt
Organism: Perca flavescens (yellow perch)
Lineage: Eukaryota; Metazoa; Chordata; Actinopteri; Perciformes; Percidae
Gene: gdf10b
Product: growth differentiation factor 10b
Exons: 3
Coding region: 160-1548 (462 amino acids)
Biological process (GO): positive regulation of osteoblast differentiation
Cellular component (GO): extracellular region
Molecular function (GO): growth factor activity; cytokine activity
Source: RefSeq, a predicted model, not a curated record
AUUGUAGAAACAGCUGUAGACCGUGAACCGUGGAGUGUGGGUCUGACACGGAUAACCUGGAUACCGGCUGGGUGGGCAUCAAGCAGCGAGAGACAGAAAAGCAGCGCUUCUUUCGUUCUUUUUCUUUUUCUUUUUUAAGUUUCUCCACUUUUCUUUCGAAUGGACUCAUUUCCUACAACAUCAACCAUGGCGAGCCGGCUUCUUCACACCCUCCAUGUGAUACUGAUUCUGGAGUCGAGCUGGGGUAAAAUGCUAUCUGAGGGUCUCGGUGAAGCGGUGCGUCAAGGUGCCGGUGGCUCACCGGCUGUGGAAGAGCGCGUCUUUGCGCACGAAAGCGCAAAGCGGGACAUGAUCUCCAUCAACAUGUUUAAAGUGUACGAGAAGUACAGCAAAGAGCCGCAGAGCCAGAGGGACGGAAACACCGUGAGAGGGUUUAAAGCUGUCCCGAGAGUCUUGCACAGCAAAGACGUGUUCCAGUUCAACCUGUCCUCCAUGCAAGAAUCAGAGUUCAUCCUCCACGCCUCAUUUCAUUUCCUCUACAAGCGGCCGCGCCACCACCAGCAACCUUGGCGUUUCCGAAGGCCCCGCCAUCCGUCCAGCGAACCCCAGCAUCCCUCGCCUCAGCUGCUCUUCUACGGAGCGUCCUCAAAGUCAGCUUUUGCGACGCCGCUGGGAAACCUAACUCUGGCUCCUUACAAGAAAGGCUCUUGGCAAUCGAGGGAUGUGACGGCAGUGGUGAAGAACGUCAGGGAUGCCAAAGAGCUGGUGGUCACGGUGGAGUUUGAUAUGGGGUUCGGGGCAACUCGGGGGCAGCAGAGAAGCCCUCAUGGCCAAGAACGCCUCUCUCCAGCCAACCUGCCGUUUAUCUUGCUAUAUGCUGAUGAUCGAGCUAUAGACGAGCCGAACAGCGUGGCCAUGUCGCUCCAGCGGUACGGGCCGUUCCCUGUAGCCGAGGACGCGUCCCGCUCAGCUUCGGCCUCAGCCUCGAGGAUCCGGAGGGAGCUUCAUCUCCGGAUCCAAACCAACGACAUUCCAGAGGUCCAGUACAACACCCUGAAGAAUCACGAACUGUGGCAGAACACGUAUUUCCCAGCCAAAGCCAAAGCCGCGGCAGUGAAACCAGGACGGAAGCAGGGCCAGGAGAGCAGCGAGGGCCUGGGCAAGCCCCAGGUGCUGAGUUUCGAUGAGAGAACGAUGAAAAAGGCCAGGAGGAGACAGUGGAGCGAGCCCAGGGUUUGCUCCAGACGCUACCUCAGGGUGGACUUCGCCGACAUCGGCUGGAGCGAGUGGGUUUUGGCGCCAAAGUCAUUUGAUGCCUACUACUGCGCCGGGGCCUGUGGAUUCCCCAUCCCUAAAGUGGUGCAUCCUUCCAAUCACGCCACCAUCCAGAGCAUCGUCAGAGCGGUGGGUAUCGUCCCUGGUGUCCCCGAGCCGUGCUGCGUUCCAGACAAGAUGAGUCCCCUCAGCGUUCUUUUCCUGGAUACAAGCAGGAAUAUGGUGCUAAAGGUUUACCCCGGCAUGUCUGUGGAUACCUGUGCCUGUCGGUAGGGCCGGAGCCGCCAUUGAAGAGCAACGUAGAGGGCAUUUCCACAUGGAAGAGGACGACAGUGAUCAGGACAGACUGAGGAUAAACUGAUACCAGUUACAGGGCUCUCCUUCUUCUGAGUCUCAGUUUGAGAACUCUUUUUGUGAAUUUUGGAUCUGGCAUGAUCCGAUGUUGACUCAACAAUUGCCAUAGACGUGUUUCUCUCCACCCAGGCCACCUCCAUUUCUUUUCCUCCCUUAAUCCAAAAGCAGUUUAAAAGAAGUGCACUUAAUACGAAAACCUGUGUAUGUACAGUAACGCAUUGACCGGCUGGAUGUUGAAGUUAAGUACAAAACUCUUGCAGGUAGAUCUUCGAUCCCUGUUGAUCCCUCAUAAACUUUUUCAGUCUUUCCAGCACCCUUUCACUUUUAUAAAGUGAUCUUGCUUGUUUUAAUAUUAGACACGAUAAGACUUGGUUUUCUCUGGACUCAGACCUGGUCUGGGAAAUGCCUGGGUUUCACCAGUUUAGUGAAACCGUCUGACAUCAGUUUCCUCUGCUGCUUGCCCCUGUCUAUGGGAUUCAACUGAAUUUUGGACACUGAUGAACUGCACAUUGACUAACCGACUCAGAAUGGACUGAGGGACACAGAGGCUGCGUGGCAUCCUGCCGAAAUCAAUCAACCCUCGUCAUGUAAAUACUGUAGCUACUAAUGCAAACUAAAUGGUACUUAUUCUUAAGUGAUGUGUCAGUAUUGAACACCUCCCAUAUAGCAGGAAACAUUAUUCAUGCAUGAGAGGUAAUAUCUUAUUUGAACUAUAUUUCAAUAGCUUUUGUUUAUAUUUUGUAUAUAAUGAGCAGGGUUUAUUUUUUUUUUUUUACACCUACUGAGAUUGUGUUGCCUCUGCUAUGUGUUACAGCAGAGAGGAAAAACAGUGCGUUGCUGCCACCUGCUGUGUAUUUUGGGGAAGUUGAAGAGACUAAAAACAUGUAAAGGAGAAAGUUAUAGAACUUCCUGUGGCUAUUUAGUAUGUUCUCUUUAAUACAUAAAUACUGUUUCUCAAAUGGUUAUUACAUGCACAGUUUGUAAUAAUAGUCGAUUUCUAUAGUAAGUAAAAAGGGAUACGUGUAUCUGACCUUAUAUCUGUAUGGCUAAAAGUGUAUUGGAAUA